GUGUACAAUCAGAUGUUCAGCGCCAAGAAGCCCCCGGCUGGCACGAUUGGCUCUUGCGAUCUGACCAGGAAACCGUCGAAGCGUUUCGGGUCCUACUUGCACGUGGACGCCCUGCCCUGCAUGACCACGAAGUCGCACUACCUCUGGCUCCUCGGAGCCUCGCCGAACAAGGUGUGGGGCGAGGGCCGCUUCAUGACUUUGGCGGAGCGCUGCCAAGCGAUGGGGUUCGUUCCAGAUUCGCUCGUUGGUGUGAUCAGGGCUUCGACGAUUGUGAUUGCGCUCGGAAAUACUAUGCCUGUUCCCACGAUUGGCCGCGUCAUGGUUCCGAUUCAUCGCCUUUUGAAAUUGUUCGAGGACGCGACCGAGACCUUCCGCGUGGUUCCUUGGUUCCUGCGGUUGCCCCCGCUCGUGGAUGAUCAGCAGGCGCUCGACAAUGAGCAGACUGUCGGCAACGUCCAGGUCGCGGACUGGGCCAAGAGGUUGCCCCCCGUCGCCGUGUUCCAGAGCCCCCCCAAGCUGCGGAGGGUGGGCGAGCGCUCGGAGGGCGCAGCAGAGGCUCCAGGGCAGCAGAAGUUGACCGCGUUCUUCAAGCG
Molecule: messenger RNA, 593 nt
Organism: Prorocentrum cordatum
Lineage: Eukaryota; Dinophyceae; Prorocentrales; Prorocentraceae
Source: the annotation of a GenBank genome assembly